AUGCCUGAGCCUCAGUCCGUGCUAGUGCCCGGGUCGCCUUCAGAUAGCGCGAAGCUGGACUUUGAGGCCAAGGUAACUGCUUCGAUCGAGCAGCUAGAUUUCGUCGCCUACUACGAGAAUAACGCCGGACGGCUUGUCGUCGAUCCCGAGGAAGCGAAAGUAGAGUUUGGAGAAGAGAUUUCGAAGAAAUUGAAGCUGACCGCUGACGGGACGACAGUGUUGUGGCCUCAACCUGCCGACGACCCUGACGACCCCCAGAACUGGUCGGACGUUCGCAAAGGCUUUCAGCUUUUCAUCAUCACUCUAGCCGCUAUUGUACCCGAUUUCGACAACGGUAUAGUGCCCGGGUCGCCUUCAGAUAGCGCGAAGCUGGACUUUGAGGCCAAGGUAACUGCUUCGAUCGAGCAGCUAGAUUUCGUCGCCUACUACGAGAAUAACGCCGGACGGCUUGUCGUCGAUCCCGAGGAAGCGAAAGUAGAGUUUGGAGAAGAGAUUUCGAAGAAAUUGAAGCUGACCGCUGACGGGACGACAGUGUUGUGGCCUCAACCUGCCGACGACCCUGACGACCCCCAGAACUGGUCGGACGUUCGCAAAGGCUUUCAGCUUUUCAUCAUCACUCUAGCCGCUAUUGUACCCGAUUUCGACAACGGUAUAGGGACUGCUGCUCUCUUUGCCAUCGCAAGGCAGUUCAAGACCACGACAGGAGAGAUAAACGACCUAACGUUGAACUGGAGCAUAUUUCUAAUCGGGUGGGGCGGUAUAUUCGCCGUUAUGCUCAUCAGGCGGUAUGGGCGUCUGCCGGUUUUGUUCUGGUCCCAGACUCUCUCGCUGGCCUUCCUGUUUGGUAACACAUUCUCGCAGGAUCUGCCCACUUUCGCUGCCAUGCGAUGUCUGAGCGGAUUUUUCGGGGCGACGCUUCAAGUGACUGGUCUAUAUGUUAUCACCGAUAUGUUUCCCUUCCAUCUCCAAGCCCGCAAGCUGAACAUUUGGACAAUGGGGUUUAUUGCCUCUCCAUUCCUUUCUCCCAUGGCGUUCGGAUUCCUGGUAGCGAGAGCCAACUGGCGCUGGUGCUAUGGUAUUGCUUGUAUGUACGGUGCUGUAGUCCUCGCGCUGAUUGUGCUUUUCGGCGAAGAGACGAUGUAUGACCGUACCCUGAAGGAUUCUAGACCGUAUCCUCUGCCGAAGUCCUGGGUCCGAAGGAGAUUUGAGCUCCUGAUCGGAAUUGUUGGCGCUCGCAUGGCGAAACUCAGGGCAUCAUGGAAGGACGUGUCUAUCAUCUGGGUGCACCUAGCAUGGAGGCCGCAUGUCUUCGGUAUUCUACUUUUUGAGGCUAUGCUGUUUGGGUUCAGUAUAGGCACCAACGCAACGAAUAACGUCUUCCUAAGCCAGUCACCGCCUGUAGGAUAUGGCUUUGACCAGAUACGCAUUGCAGGAUGCUAUGCGACUCCCAUCGUAGGAGUCAUCCUAGGAGAGCUACUCGGCCGUUAUAUCAACGAUUGGAUUAUGCACCUUUCAAUCCGUAGGAACAGCGGCGUGUUCGAGGCUGAAAGUCGGCUUUGGGCAUGCUACAUCGCUGUGGUAUUCUACACGUGCGGCAUGAUACUGCUGGGCGCUGGAUUGCAGAAGCAUAUCAGCAUCGCGGCUUUCAUCAUCGGAUGGGGCCUCGUUGAGAUCGCUACCAUGAUAAAUACCACGGUUGUCUAUGCCUACCUCAAUGAUUCAUUCCCCAGAUUCAAGGCAUGA
Molecule: messenger RNA, 1743 nt
Organism: Phanerochaete carnosa HHB-10118-sp
Lineage: Eukaryota; Fungi; Basidiomycota; Agaricomycetes; Polyporales; Phanerochaetaceae
Exons: 19
Coding region: 1-1743 (580 amino acids)
Biological process (GO): transmembrane transport
Molecular function (GO): transmembrane transporter activity
Source: RefSeq, a predicted model, not a curated record